UGUUCACUUACUAGAUGUUGAAAGUUGUAAUUUGACACUCACACCGGCGACACAGCACAGGCAACUACCACUACACGCGUCCUCAGUAGACCGCGCAAGCAGGUAGUAGAGUAUCACUCGACGCCUUUAGAAAUUUUUUGAUUCACGGAGUUAUCAUUUACUCCACCACUAGACGUCGACGCUGUCGAUGUUUAAUUUUUUUACAACUUUUUUUUCUCCCGCCCUCAUCCGAAUUCCAACCCUUAUUUGACCUAACGAAAUUGUCCUUCCUACCACUUAAUACAACUUCUCCCGACCCCUACCCCACAAGAAAAAAUGCGCGGUCACCAUAGCGACAAUUACAAUGUGCAGGGUGCGUCCUCCAAGGCCGGGGCGCCCCGACUGCGCCCUUUGCACGAUUGGGGAAGCAGCAACCGAGGAGGGAAUAGCCACCACAACGCCGCCCUCCCCACCGACCGCCCGACCAACAUGCGGCGGACGUUUUUACCAGGUCAGCACGACAGGACUUCCAAUAUGCCUUUGGUGAUCACAAGAGGGCCGAACGCAGGAGGGGGUGGAAAUAACGGGCACAAUUAUGGUGGCGGUGGGGGCCACCACGGACAGUCCAAUAACAACUCCUACGAUGCCUUCAACUCCCGGUCAAAUUCGAACGAUGAUCUCCAGCAUCAGCCACCUCGAGGGGGCCUGAUCCCACUCCGCGGUAGAGGUGGUGGCGGUGGUCUUCAACCUCCGGAUAGUAUGGGCGGCGGGAACAAUAAUUUCGACCAUCCUAGGUCAAGAUCAGCCUUCGACAGCAACGCUGUCACAAGGCAGCAGUUUGGAGGACCACACCAUGGGGGGUUCGGAGGCGGGGGGCAUCAGCAAAACAACAAUUAUCGCAGUGCUGGCGGGGGUCAACAUGGUAUGAUGAACAUGAGCCGACGGUCCCCAUCACGAGACAGGAACAACUUUGGCUCAUCGAAUUCUUUCGACCACAACACAAACUCAAACCGGCACCCACGGGACCGAAACAUGGGAUUCGACCACUUCGGCGGGCCUGUGGGGGGCUUGGAAUUCGCGGAAUUCGUGCCACACAAGAGGAACAGGGCGGGGGAUUUUGGAAGCAACAGCACGAUGAACAAUAAUUCCGCCGGCUUGGUCCCGUACUUGCCGGAUAAGAAUCAGAGUGGGAAGGCGAAAUCCAGUUCUAUGCCUGGCGCAACAACAUCAAACAGCGUCAGCAACAAGAGGAGCAGAAAUAUCCACGACGACGACGCAAUGGCAGCACUAGCCGCAUCUGAAGACCACGAGAACAAAAACGAAAUCUCUCAGGACGACGUACUAGACACUUUUGCUGAUAUGGAUUUCCUCGAGGAUAUCUCCGACAGCGAGAAAGAGAAGGCGGAAGAGGAAAUCAAAAAUCUCGAAACGAAAUUCACCGAGGAGAAGCAAAAGCGGGAGGAGCAAUACUUCGAAAAGGAGAACGAGAUUGGGGAGUUGGAAGUCAUUGAGGAGGUCAACCGGGCGGAGAUGCUGAAGUUGCAAGUCUUAUCAAAUCCAGAAUUUGCGGACAAAGCAAGUGAGGUUCUGCCGCCCGAGGAUGAGUAUCAGGUGCAGCAGAUAAGGGAGGAGGAGGAGAGGGAGAAGGAAGAAAUGAAAGCGGGAUAUGGCGCCCCAGUUGCAGUAGCUCCACCAAUAUCCUCUAUCCCGAAAGAAGCGGAGGCUUUAACCGCGGUGGAGAAGAUGCAUUUGGAUUUACUAGGCGCAACGGACCUGUGUACCAUGACCGUCGCCCCGUCUACCGCACCGAUCGCGAAAACGAGUAUGAAACUAUCGGAUCUAUUGACGAUAAAAGCGAAGCCGAAGAAGAAAAAAAAAGUGAAAACCAAGUCGAAAGCGGAUAAAGCUGAAAAGAAGGACAAAGAAGGCGGGACAUCAAAAGCUGCUACUUCCUCCAAAACCGCGAAAGCCAAACCCCCACCGCCGAAAACCAUGACGGAGUUGCUCGCGGCGAAAGCUGGUGGUGGGUUGUCCGCAGGAAAUAACGCUGCUGCGGAAAUAAAGCGGAAGAAAAUUGCGGAGGAGGAAGAUAAGAUCGACCCGACAAUUGCGGCGAUGCUCGGGUUACCAGUGGAGCCGACACCACCGCCCUCUCUGCCGAGCGCUUCUAGUCCGGAGGAGGAAGCAGGGAAUCAUGAUUUGAAUGGUCUGUUGCCAACAUCUGGGGAACAAGUAGCUGCUGCUGGUGCGUCGAACAGUGACUCGAAGCUCAAUGUGGUUACUCUUGGAACUACGUCGAAAACUGGGAAGCCAAAUUUACUGGAGGAAGGAAGCAAUAGCAAAGAAGACGGCAUUAGCUCAUUGGAGGAGGAAAUGCAAAACCAAUCGAAAAGAGCGAAAGCUCCGCCGCCACCGCCGAAGGACCACAAGGGGAUGAAUAGCAGCGUAGUGCCAGCACCAGGCACGACAAACACAGAGAACAAGACCUCCACUGCGCCCGCACCGCCGCCUCCCGUUCCGGCGAAGAAGCCUCCAGUGCCGGAGGACACGAAGUCUGAAGAUGAGAAAGACGCGGAUUCUUACCUAGCCGAGAGCCGAAGAAAAUCCCUACCGACGUCAAAAGCGGCACAGCCAGCUGGAGAUCAUGCAGCCGCUGAAUUGACGAAAAAAACAAGUGCGAUGAAAAAGCGGACCUCGGAUCUCACUGGAGAAAUGAAGGACCACAUAAAGAGGGACAAAAACGAAGACGAUAAUGACGACGCGAAAUCGACGAAAUCCGACGACACUGAGCCGGAGGACGAGGAGGUGCUAGGGCAAGACUGGGAGAUCUUUAAGUUGGGGGAGAGGGUAAGACUAAGAUGAUGAAGCAUGCGAGUUUGAUGGAAAUUGAAAUUUGUGUUGCUGAUGUGAUGUCGAAACCAAUAUAACUCAGGUUUUGUCAUGCUGAAAUCGUGGUCGCACACCGAAUCGACAAAUGAAAUCUUUUUCUUUACAUUUCGUCCCAACCAAAACAACAUCAGUGCUUCUACCACCAUCGCGGCCUUCGUAUUACCCAGUGGGAAAAGCCAACUUUGAAGCAGCUCCGUUCUGGGUUGAGCAAGAAGGCCGAAGCAUUGCCUGUGAUGAAGUACAAGGAGCAAAUUUUGAACCACGUGAAAAACAACCGCGUGACGAUCAUUUGCGGCGAGACCGGGUGCGGAAAGACGACACAGGUAUUAAAGGAGCGAUGAUGUUAUUGGACAUUUGUAUUGCGAAAACGGAAAAGAACCGGAAAAAAGAAGAUCCCCGUGGUCAUGCUGGAGACGCAGCGUCGCCAUCUCCAAAUGAAAAUGAUCAUCCGCGCAUAAUGUGCAACAGGAGCUGCUGAGCGAGCAGCCGGCGCAUUGAUUUCAUCCCCACCAACUUUUUACUUAUUCAAAACACUAGGUUCCGCAAUUUCUCAUGGACGACCACCAAGUCGUUCCCAAGGGCAAAUACGUCAUCGUCACCCAGCCGAGAAAAAUAGCGGCUAUCACGAAUUCAGAGCGAAUCGCGACGGAGCGCGGCCACACCAUCGUCGGCGGGGAAGUCGGGUACCAAAUCCGGUACCACAACAAAACGGAUGACAUCACGACAAGACUCGUCUUCUGCACCACUGCGGUGGUUCUGAGACGGUUAUUCGAGGACCCGAAGUUGCGAAGGUGUGCAUGUUUGGUGAUCGACGAAGUGCAUGAGCGGGACGUGCACUCGGAGUUUUUACUGACCACGAUCAAAGACAAGUUGAUGAAGGGGGAGAUGAACCCGGGAUUUAAAUUAAUUUUAAUGACCGCCACCUUCGCGGGAUCCACCUUCGUCCCCUUCUUCCGGCCUUUACGGAUGAAGGAAAACGACGUGGGACUGACGAAAUUCACGGGGGAAAUGCUUCACGUAUCUAGUGCAAAACUAAUAUCGUGCUUGUAGAAGUAAUUGCAAUCGUGAUCCAUGCAUGACAAACACAAAUCUGGUUUCCUAAGCAAUUUGCCAUGAAAAAUUCCAUUUGUCACGUCGCUGAGAAAAUUUCUCAUACUAGAAUCACUACUAGCAGCACGAUAGUUGUACUUGCUUUUGCACUGCAUAUCACGGAAAACACGACAACUCCACCGUCCCGCCUUACGACUCGGUUUUGUCCUUUGAAGGCCGUUAUGGAUUGCAAAUUGUCCUGGGUCUGGAAACUUGUAAUGCUAAAAUGGAAAAAUGAUAGACGCAAUGCAAUACGCAGCUACGCAUGACAAUUUUUUUGGCUGCAAUGUCCUACGUAUUCUGCAUGGAAAACUGCGUUCGUGCAUGACAGGUAAGAGGGCCUUUUCGUGCCUAUGCAACACAGAUUCUCGAGUCAUGCCAGACAAGCAUGACAAACUUGCACUCUGACUCUUCCAGACCCAGACACUUUUGCAUUUGAUAGCCGUUGUUUUCCAAUCAAGGAAUACUACUUAGAGGACGCGUUGGAGUGGACGGGAUGCGUCUUGGCAAACACAGACAAACUCUCCGCGGUGACGAAUCGGCAAUUGCAGGAAAUCGACGAGAAAUUAUACUCGCUAAAAGACGAGAAGGAGUACAGUGAAAAGACGCUACGCUCCUUGGUGAUCGACGACUACAAGUACAUCAACUUCGAGAAACGGAAAUUAAUCAUCGAAAUGGUCCGGAAAAUCGACACGGACGCGAGAUCGAUGAUUAAAAACGAAAACGGCCGGGGGUCGAUUUUGAUUUUCCUGCCCGGGUGGAAGGACAUUUCCGAUGUGGGCGACGAUUUGCGGAAAGCAGAGAUCGACGAGGGGUUGAUUGACGAUGAGAAACGGAAGUACCACAUCUUGCCAUUGCAUUCGCAGUUGAUACCCGAAGAGCAACACCAGGUGUUCGACCCGGCGCCGCCGGGAUACCAAAUUCAAAAAUGUCUGGGUCUGGAAGAUUGCAACUUGUGAUGCUGGUGUCUCUGCAUUCUACAGAAAUCUGUAUUGCGUGACCAGCAAGAGGGGUCCAGUUUGUGCCACAUGGAGAGAGAACUUAUUUCUCAUGCGGGAUAGGCAUCAGAAUGCCCGCUAAAAAUCUGUGAUACCAGGUUAUGCAUUACAGGCGUCAUGGGUCAUGGAAAACCUGCAUGACAAGUCUGGCACUCUUCCAGACCCAGACAUUUUUGCAUUUGAUACGGGAAGGCGGAAGAUCAUUCUGUCGACGAACAUUGCGGAAACGAGUGUGACGAUCAGCGACAUUAUGCAAUGCAAAAGCAUCGUACUAGUAUAAAUUGCAUCACAAAUUAGCCCAGCAUUACAAGUUUGAAUUUGUAAUGCUGAUUUACAUUGAGAAAGGGAUUUGUAAUGCAUAAAUGCAAUUGCUACGAGUACGAUACUUUUGCACUGGAUAGACAUUGUCUACGUGCUAAACACGGGCAUUGCGAAAGAGAUGGUUUACGACUCGCAGCGGAUGACGGGAGUUUUGGAAGGGCAGUUGGUUUCAAAAGCGAAUAACACACAGAGGAAGGGGAGGGCAGGUAUAGACUGAUGUGAUUUAUUUUGCAAUACAGAUUUCUUUCAAGGUGGACUCAUUACUUUUAGUACGGCAUCGCACUACAAUAAGAUUAAAAUUUCGAUGGUCAGCUAUUAACAAAACGCCAUCCAAAGUCAAAGAAUCACCUCCCCAGGUCGUUGUCAAGAGGGGAUUUGCAUCCACCUCUACCCGGAGUACAUGCUGACGACCAUGAAAGACCACCAGUUCCCCGAGAUUCUCUCUAACUCAUUGGAGGAACAUAUUCUCCAGGAAAUGUGUCUGAAGCUCGGGGACCCGAUUGAGUUUUUCAAGCGCACGGUGUCCGUCCCGCCGGAGGACCGAGUCCUAUCUGGAAUCGAAGUGCUCGAGAACCUCGGCGCCAUCGAACUCGCCGUCACGAACGACGGACAAAGUUACAAGUACCAGCUGACCGAUCUAGGCCAGUGGCUCGGGAACGUCCCGCAGCACCCCUGCGCGACUCUCGCGAUGAGCUACAGCGCAAUUUUCGGGGUGUUGUUACCGACUCUGUGCGCGUUGAGCUUCAUGGGCCAAAAGUCGCCGUUCGACAUCAAGAAGGAGAGCAUGGAUACAACACGCGGCGGGCGGAACUUUUUAGGCGACAGGUUCAACUCCGACCACGCGGCGCUGGUGAACGCGUAUUUGGGUUGGAAGCACUGUAUUUACCUGACGGAAGAUCAGAAGUUGAAGCCGGAGGAGAAAAUGAACGCGGCGAGAAGGGUAUCCCGUGUAAAAACAUCCCCACUCCGUAGUUGUCAUGCAUGUCUGUAUGCCAAGAAAGUUCAUCAUGCGGAGCUCUAUGAGAAGUAUUUUCUACUCGUGUUUUGGAAUUUGUGAUGCUAGGAUCAGCAUGCUAUGCUAGAUCUGUGAUGCUUCUGAACUGGCUAAACAGGUUUACACUACGAGGACAAACUUGUCAUGCCAAACAACGAAAGCUAGUGGAUUUGUCUACCAGAUAUCCCAUCUGGACUCUGGUGUGGGGACGUUUUUAAUCAGGAUAGAGGGCGCAUGUGUACCUGGAAAAACACGGUUUAGCGAAGGAGUUAGUCGGCGGCGCGGACCAGAAUGUCAAAGCGUAUCUCGGUUUGAUGGUGAAAGAACGGGGGUAUAACGGGGAAGACUGCGCGUACAGACUCAUCUCCCCCUUUUGGACGACCAACAAACUGUUCACGGAUGACAAAUUUCUUUUGUUCAAACUGGCUCUGUGUCUCGGCUACAAUCCGAAGUUCGCGAUGAACCGGGUAUCCACAGAAAAAAACCCAUUCACAUCCAAUUUGUCAUGCAAAACACACAUCAAGGCAUGUGUUUGUCACGCAAAAAAUGGAUGUGGAUGGUUUUUUUUCUGUGGAUACCGGGGGAGUGGGUUCUAUAACGACCAGAACGGGGAAUUGAAGAUGAGCAAUCAAUCGGUGAACAGUAAAUUUUCGCAUCGAAUGUUGGUGGAAGAGGGAAAAUUGGAGGCGACGAAGCAGGAGUCUGGGGAUACGUACGUGGAGGAAUUGUGCGGAAAUUUCUGGAACAACUGCGACCCGUUGUUGCUUGGGGAGAAGUUCGCGGAAGAGACGAGCUAUAAGAAAAAGUAUAGUGCAGCUUGUGCUUCUGUAGUUCCGUGACAGUAGUUCACUAAAAUUGAAAAUGAGGUUUAUUGCGUUUGUGCUGACGUUUUUGAAUGAAUGGGAAGUAGACCGCCCAGUUCAUUUACGACUCCACCACCAUGCGCAGUCCUCGUCUCAGCUGUCUUCCUAAGUACCCUUCCGCCUCCACUCUAUUUUAAAAGACAUCAAAAGACACCAAAAUCUACUACAGGUCUUCCUCUCCCUAUUUCGCCAUGUACUCCGAACUCAUGUCCUUUGGCCAGAACAAACCGCUCCAAAUGUCGGAAACCACCAUAUGCAUUGCAAAAGCGUCGUACUUAGUAGGAAUCGCAUGACAAAUUUCCGCAAAAGCAAAAACGCAGUUUGUCAUGCUGAAUCAGGUAGAAAGUAAAAUUUGUCAUGCCAGACUGCGAGUACGAUACUUCUGCAGUGGAUACACCAUUGUGAACGUGAACACAGUCCUCCUCGCUUCCCGCACCUUCGAGUUUGAGAACAACCACGUGCAGUUCGACGGGUGGACGGCGUUUGUCCGCGAUACAGAGGUUUUAGAAGAAGUGAAAGAGUUGCGCAAAGCGAUCCGACUGGGGAUGCAGAAGGCGAUUUUUAUGCAUUGCAAAAGCAUCUUCGUACUAGUAGUAUCAAUUGCAUUACAAAUUUGCUCAGCCUGAGAAAUAGGAUUUGUCAUGCUGUUUGACUUUUGGAUGGAGAUUUGUAAUGCAUAUACUGCAAUCACUGCAAGUCCGAUGCUUUUGUGUUGCAUAAUUCUCAACGGGUGCCAAUUCGCGGUAGAAAAACAGGCGACGAUCAUACCGCUGCUGGAUUUUCUGAAAAAAGACAUCUUCGUCGAAAACAUCAAGGGCAUCCGGAUGCAAAAGGCGAGCCAGAAAGAUUUGGAUUCGGUGAUGCUUAUCGAAUGCAAAAAUGUCUGGGUCUGGAAGCUUGCAACUUGUCAUGCUGUUUUUGGAUUCUAAGGAAAAUUUGUGUUGCAUGACCAGCAAGACAGGUCCAGUUUGAGCUACGCGGACAGUGCAUUUCUCAUGCGGAAGGCGCAUCAGGAAACCCUCUAAAAGUCUGUGAUGCUAGGUCAUGCAUUGCAGGCGUCAUGGGUCAUGAGAAAUAUGCAUGACAAAUCUCGGAAUCUUCCACACCCAGACAUUUUUGUAAUGCAUAAUGCUACGGGAUUUGCCAUUGGACGUGACGCAGUUUCAGAUUCGGGACAUGUUUGCGGACUUUUUAGACGGGUUGAACGCAGAAAUGAAAAAACAGAAGGACAAGGCGAGUGGAGUUUUGGUGGAUCCGAAUGUUGAUCCGAAUUUAUCGGAGAACAAUAAUAACUCCAAUUCCGACAGGGAUGACCAGCUCCCCGCCCCAGGUGAACUCCAGCCCCAACAGCGCACCUCCGAGCUCGCCCGGAUAGAGGAAAUUUCCAUUCCGAUCGGCGCGAAGACGGGAGUGGGUCGCGGGUUAUGCACUGCAAAAGUAAAUCGUACUCGUACUAUUAAUUGCGUUUAUGCAUUACAAAUUUUUUUCUUAAGGCAAAUCUGCAUUACAAAUUUGAUUUGUGAUGCUAAGUCAAUUUGUCAUGCAAUUUCUACUAGUACGAUAUUUUUGCAAUGCAUACGGGUUCGCGUUUAUCAAGUUCGACAGCCGGGAAACCGCGAAGGCGGUGGUAAAUUACAGCCAAUCGAGGGCGAACGGAUUGAAUGCGUGGCGGCUGCGGGGGCAGCGGAUCAGUGUGAAGUUGGUGGAGCAGAAAGACCCGGUGAAGGAGGAUAUUCCGCAGGUCGUUGGGAUGGGGAAUUUCGAGCAGAAUAUGGAUGGAGGAGGGGAGCAGGACUACAACAACUCUUCCGAUCAUAAUCACGGCAGGAAUAAUUAUGGUGGGAGAAAUAAUGACCGAGACAGAGGAGGGCAACAGCACCAGCAAGGUGGUCGGGAUCAGUAUCAUAAUCAGCGGGAUCGAGAUCACAACAACUACCGACGGGACGAUAAUAAUCGAGGUGGACAUCACCGAGAACGGGACGAUCGAAGGCAGAGAAACUACGAUCAGGAUUACAGGCGGUGAGGGUAGUAAUGUUCUUGCCGGUUUGUGUUGCGCAGGCGCAGCACAGGGGGAGCUGCGGCGCGCACUUCCUCUUAUCAAAAAAUUAAGCGACCUCCUGUACCUGUUAAGUAUCAGCUACCAGAAGGCGAAUUACCAUACGGGCUAUGGUUCGUUUUCGAAAAUAUCUCAGGAUUUAAUCGUAAGAAGAGUAAACAGCAAGGCUAUUAUUUGUCUUUACAAGAUCGAGGACGACCCCAUUUUUACAUGAUUUUCAACAAAAAGUACUAGUUGUGACGAACGAUUUCCUUGUGUACCAACGACCAGAAGAGACAUAAGUAAGUACAAAAAGAACAGAUUUAUAUGAUAGAUACGGUGAAAC
Molecule: messenger RNA, 9514 nt
Organism: Amoebophrya sp. A120
Lineage: Eukaryota; Dinophyceae; Syndiniales; Amoebophryaceae
Source: the annotation of a GenBank genome assembly